CAGAAGUAUACGAGGAAACCGCGUCUCUACCGAUUGGAUUUAAAUUUGUGUUCCACUCUCUUCCUGGAUUCUGGAUCCACAGGGCAAUUCAGUGCGGUGUUCUGGUUCGUGAGUCAGAGGAACCAAUCCACAGCAGUUACAAGUGGCGUCGGUUCGGUUGUUUACGUCUGUUUGUCAGAGACUAUUUGGACUUAAUUUUUCCUGGUCUGGUCCGGCACAGAGCAGGUGGACAAGACUAGGUUCUGCUGGACCGGCUCAGUCACACAGGAUUUUUUUAAGUGAUAACUGUACACCACCAGCCCUCCACCCGAAAAAAGACCAAUGAGAUUGGAUCUAUUUUUAGUGUUUGGGAUGGGGUAAAAGCAGGCAGCAGGAAACCUGACUCUCCUUCACCUUUUCUUCUCCCUACAAACUGUUGCACUUUUUCCUGUCAUGGAUUGGCAGAAACCUGGUGUUUUACAAGUAGACCAGAAGAAUGUAAACAUUUUAUCAACAUAUUGAGAUCUUUGUCUAAACUAAACUGACCAUGUAGCCUUAAGAAUUCGGGACUACUAGAGGGUAUAUAUUUCACUGCACACAUAAGGUCUGCUCUAGAUAAAGAAAUUAUGAUGGAUAAUACAUUUACUGUGUAUUUUUAAAUAUUGCAAAAGAACACAGAGUUUUGGCCUUUGUUCUUUAUUUUUUCAAACUUUUAGUGACACUAAAACACAACACAGCUAUUUUGACUACCUGAAAAACAUGUCACCAGCAAACUGAAGCAUCCAGUCCACACAAAGAAAUGCAUGAAACCGUCAGUACCAAUUCAGUAAAACUAAGCUAAAUAAUUUAUUUCUUUUAGUCCCUGUAUCUACAGAGAAAUAGAAUAUAUAUGUAUAGCAAAAGAUCUAUUGUGUAAUUCCGCAGAAGACAAGAAAUAUAUUUUUACUUCAGAGAGACAAGUUGCCUGCUUACCUGUUUGUUGCCUUAAAUUCUAACAGAGUAAAAAAAACAAAAAACAAUUGAAGCAGGAGAAGAAGGUGCCUUUUAAUUGCUUAGUCAGCUUCCUACCAUUUCAAGCUUCACAAAUUUGUUGGAUGUAAAAUCUUGAAGUUAACUCUGGGAAUGAUAAUGUUUACCUAAGCGCAACCCCACCCCAAAAGGGAAAAAAUAAAUCUGUCAGAGCACAGACCGUGUUUCCCACUGGACUGAACAUUUACCAAAUCUUCCUAUGGUUGUUACAUCGUCAUCUGUGGAGGACAAGACUGGAUCCGCCUGCAGGAUGGUCCAGUCCGAGCCUUGGAUCUCCUCAUCACUGCUUCGUAUGAACAACAAGAGUGUAAGCAGCUCAGGAUGUCCACCCACCUCCUCCUCCUUCUCCUCCACCUCCUCCUCCUCCUCCUCCUCCUCCACUGCCCAGGGCUUCUCCCUCGCUGAGCCAGCCAUGACCAGCCAGCACACGCAUACACACCCCUCCUUCAGCUCCAUCCAGUCCAUGGCCGAUCAGCAGCAGGUGCUGUCCGAUAUGACCAUACUCCAACGAAGGAUUCCCCCCAGUUUCAGAGACCCUGCUAGUGCUCCAUUGAGGAAACUCUCAGUUGACCUUAUCAAAACUUAUAAGCACAUCAAUGAGGUGUACUAUACCAAGAAGAAAAGGCGGGCCCAGCAGGUCCCUCCUGAAGAUAGCAGCACGAAGAAGGAGAAAAAAGUUUACAAUGACGGCUAUGAUGAUGACAACUAUGAUUACAUUGUGAAAAAUGGAGAAAAGUGGCUGGACCGCUAUGAAAUAGAUUCACUGAUCGGAAAGGGCUCUUUUGGACAGGUGGUAAAGGCCUAUGACCACCACGAACAGGAAUGGGUUGCCAUUAAGAUCAUAAAAAAUAAAAAGGCAUUUCUAAACCAGGCCCAGAUUGAACUACGCCUGCUGGAGCUCAUGAACAAGCAUGACACCGAGAUGAAAUAUUACAUAGUCCACCUGAAGCGUCACUUUAUGUUUAGGAACCACCUCUGUUUGGUGUUUGAGUUGUUGAGCUACAACCUGUACGAUCUGCUGAGGAACACCAACUUCAGAGGAGUUUCUCUCAACCUCACAAGAAAAUUUGCACAACAGCUCUGCACAGCAUUAUUAUUCCUGGCCACUCCAGAACUGUCAAUCAUCCACUGCGAUCUAAAACCAGAGAAUAUCCUGCUGUGUAAUCCCAAAAGAUCUGCCAUCAAAAUAGUGGACUUUGGAUCCUCAUGUCAGCUGGGACAGAGGAUCUAUCAGUACAUCCAGAGCAGAUUUUAUCGCUCACCUGAGGUUCUUCUGGGAAUGCCAUAUGACCUGGCUAUUGACAUGUGGUCUCUGGGAUGUAUCCUUGUGGAGAUGCACACAGGGGAGCCUCUCUUCAGUGGCUCCAAUGAGGUCGACCAGAUGAAUAAGAUUGUGGAGGUCCUGGGGGUUCCACCCAGUCACAUGUUGGACUCAGCUCCUAAAGCCAGGAAGUAUUUUGACAAGCUAUCAGAUGGCUUAUGGACAGUGAAGAAGAAUAAGGAUGUAAAGAAGGAGUAUAAGCCCCCAGCCACUCGGCGUCUUCAUGAAAUUCUGGGUGUAGAGACUGGGGGCCCAGGGGGCAGGAGGUCCGGAGAGCCAGGACAUGCCCCCUGUGACUACCUGAAAUUUAAAGACCUGAUCCUGCGCAUGCUGGACUAUGACCCUAAAAGUCGAAUCACACCAUUCUAUGCCCUGCAGCACAAUUUCUUCAAGAAAACUACAGAUGAAGGAACCAACACCAGUUCAUCUACAUCCACCUCUCCUGCCAUGGACCACUCACAUUCAACCUCCACAACUAGCUCUGUUUCUAGCUCUGGUGGCUCCAGUGGUUCUUCCAAUGAUAACCGCAACUACCGUUACAGCAACCGCUACUACAACUCUGCUGUUACCCAUUCAGACUACGAGAUGACAAGUCCUCAGGCUCCCUCCCAGCAGCAGAUGAGGAUGUGGCCAGGCAAUGAAAGUGGGGGUGGGGGUCAGGACCCAGGAUACACCCAUUUGCUGCUUCACAAACCAGCUGCGGCCCAGCCACACCAGCGCCACUUUUUGGACCCACCUCACCACCCGCACCCAACCUACUCCCACCAUGGGAAUGGUGGACGGGGUCUAAGGCAAGGUGGACAAACAAGUAUAGGCGGAGGUGGAGGUCAACAGGGAUCUUCACCCCAAUUGAGUGACAGCAUGGAUGUGGGGGUGUCCCUGGGGCUGCACCACCUGGGGGCAGUGUCUUCCAUGGAGGCCUCUCAGUUUGGCUCUGCGUCUCUGCCCCUCGCUUUGCCAAUUGGACUGUCUGCUUUCCGGACUCGGCCGGCCCCCAAUGCCCCAGGGCCACAAGCCCCGCCCCCUGAGGACUACUACCCUGCCUCCAACAACAAUAACCCUGCUCCAGGGGGCAGAGGGAGGCCGGAUUCAGACGAAGGGCCAGCCAACUCUUGAUAAAACCUGAAACAUGCCCUAAAGCCAUACAAAUUUUAACUUCAACAACUACUACUACACACACAGCCAGAGUUCAAAGAAGCGAGAGGAGACACUUUCUUCUGGAUAAGAGGCGGAAGAUGGAGGAGAAGGAAGAUGGAAACACCUUCCUUUUUUCCUGUUUUAGUUUCUUGUCACUGUUGCAACUGUAAUUGGUAAAGGAUGAUUAACAAGCGUGUUUGUAUUGAAAUUAUUUUAUUUGUCUUGGGUUUUAUGAGUUGGGUGUUGUUUUUUUGUUGUAGUUGUUUAAAUCUGGAGAGGAGGAAGGUGAUGAAUAGGUAAGAGAGGGGGCAUGUUUCUCCAUUUGUCUCCAAACUGUGGCUGUAAGCUGAAAGAUGGUCACAAAUCUGAUAUUACUGUAUUCAGAUUUAAGAAAUCAGCAGCCAUUGCGCACGCACACACUUACACACUCAGCACUGUUUAUUUUCCAACCUGGUUGGGGGAGGAAGGGGGAGGGGGCAGGAUACUGAUGCCUUGCUGACAUUCAAAUGGAUCUCCUUUUCCUCACUCUUCCCCCACUCCCUCCACUUUUCUUAAUGUGUUUCUCCUCCAGACAGCUCCUCCUCUCUGUGCUGCUAAUCACCAUGACAACCGGUUCGAAUUGCUGCUAAAGAUCCAACUCAGAUCAAUAAAAAUAUGAAACAGAUAGAAACAGAAAAGAAAACUUUUUAAUCUUUGAGCUUAAGAAAAAAAUGAUAAAGUAAAAACCACUGCAUCUCAAUGUAUUUAUUACUAUUUAACAUGAAAAAACAAACUGAAAGUAAUGGUUUUUUUCUGCUCUUUGUUUGGUUGCCUUCUUUCUGCAGGUGAGUUUUUGAUUAGCUAUUGUAACCGAGAGUAACUGGUGACCUGGGAAUGCCACUGGUUGUGAGGCCUGGGUUGAGGGGAAGGGUUGGGGAAAAAAGUUGGAUAUAUAAUAAGAAUAAAAGUAUACUUUUGCA
This is a messenger RNA of Nematolebias whitei (Rio pearlfish), 4425 nucleotides long. RefSeq names its product dual-specificity tyrosine-(Y)-phosphorylation regulated kinase 1B (gene dyrk1b). The transcript is spliced from 13 exons. Bases 1208 to 3445 code for a protein of 745 amino acids. NCBI's taxonomy places the organism in Eukaryota, Metazoa, Chordata, Actinopteri, Cyprinodontiformes, Rivulidae. The record is from RefSeq and is a predicted model, not a curated record. Gene Ontology annotation, cellular component: nucleus. Gene Ontology annotation, biological process: protein autophosphorylation; peptidyl-threonine phosphorylation; peptidyl-serine phosphorylation. Gene Ontology annotation, molecular function: protein serine/threonine/tyrosine kinase activity; transcription coactivator activity; protein serine/threonine kinase activity.